Phoenix dactylifera (date palm) is the source of this 2256-nucleotide messenger RNA. Its product is annotated as ADP/ATP translocase 1, mitochondrial-like. Gene Ontology annotation, cellular component: mitochondrial inner membrane. Lineage: Eukaryota; Viridiplantae; Streptophyta; Magnoliopsida; Arecales; Arecaceae. Gene Ontology annotation, molecular function: ATP:ADP antiporter activity. Gene Ontology annotation, biological process: mitochondrial ADP transmembrane transport; mitochondrial ATP transmembrane transport. The record is from RefSeq and is a predicted model, not a curated record.
CUCACACCUGACGAGUGUGAAUUGGACCUAUCCUUGAAUGGGUGACGCGGACUUUUCUUCUUCUUCUUCUUCUUCUUCUUCUUCUUCUUGUGAAUUGGACCUUUCCUUGAAUUGGGUCACGCGGUGUAAAUAAAUAGAAGGCACCAAAGCCCUCACGGCGUCCCCGUAUUCGUCGCAUCGGCCUCGUUCGCAACCCACCUCUCGCUUCUCCUCGCCUCUGUAGCAAGAGGCGGAGAGCUCUAAGAGAGAUACGUCUCGGUGGCCUAACGCUCCCUUCGUUCGGUUCUUUUGGUAGCAAGCCAUGGCAGAUCAGGUUAACCAUCCAACUGUCAUCCAGAAGGUUGCUGGGCAGUUCCAUCUUAGAUCCAGCUUUUCCCAGGAUAUUCAGGCUCACAACUGCAGCUUUCAUAUGCCCUCUUUGUACGAGAGGCAAUACACAGGGAAAAAUGGCGGCUUGCAUAAUCCUCUGAUGCAGGUUUCCAGUGCUAGCUAUGAUCUCCCUAUGUUGACACCUGUUUCACCUGUUUUUGCCCAUGCGCCUUCAGAAAAAGGUUUUGCCAGCUUUGCUGUUGAUUUCCUUAUGGGUGGUGUGUCAGCUGCAGUAUCCAAAACUGCUGCUGCUCCUAUUGAACGUGUGAAAUUACUGAUCCAGAACCAGGAUGAGAUGAUCAAGAGUGGCCGUCUCUCUGAACCUUACAAAGGAAUUGGAGACUGCUUCGGCCGAACAAUCAGAGAUGAAGGUCUUGCGUCAUUAUGGAGAGGGAAUAUGGUGAAUGUUAUUCGUUAUUUUCCAACUCAGGCUUUGAACUUUGCAUUUAAAGAUUACUUCAAGAGGACGUUCAAUUUUAAGAAAGACAGAGAUGGGUACUGGAAGUGGUUUGCAGGCAACCUUGCUUCAGGUAGUGCUGCUGGUGCUUCGUCUCUACUGUUUGUGUACUCUCUAGACUAUGCCCGUACUCGGCUGACAAAUGAUGCAAAAGCAGCAAAGAAGGGAGGGGAAAGACAAUUUAAUGGUCUUAUUGAUGUCUAUCGGAAGACUUUGGCAUCAGAUGGCAUUGUUGGGCUUUACCGUGGAUUUAACAUUUCAUGUGUUGGAAUUAUAGUCUAUCGUGGUCUUUACUUUGGAAUGUAUGAUUCUUUGAAGCCAGUAGUCCUCACUGGAAAACUUCAGGAUAGCUUUUUUGCAAGCUUUGCAUUGGGUUGGUUAAUCACAAAUGGUGCUGGACUUGCAUCAUAUCCUACUGAUACCGUUCGCAGAAGAAUGAUGAUGACAUCUGGAGAAGCAGUGAAGUACAAGAGCUCACUUGACGCUUUUGCUCAGAUCCUGAAGAAUGAGGGGGCGAAGUCCCUCUACAAGGGUGCAGGUGCGAAUAUUCUUCGUGCAGUUGCAGGUGCUGGUGUUCUUGCUGGCUAUGACAAGUUGCAGCUGAUUGUCUUGGGGAAGAAGUAUGGCUCUGGUGGUGCUUAAGGUGUGUUUUAUCAUAUACAGGGGAAUUCUCACCUACUGGUUUUGCAUGUAUGCUGCUGGCAUUGUCUGAAGGUGGUAUUUGUGUGUAUGGUGGAGCUAGUCUUCUUCGUAAAGUUGAUUCUACUAUACAACGUAAUUGCAGUUUUGACUGGAUAGUUGACAGUCUUGUUAUGGCCGCUUUACAGUUUGUUGGUAGUAGUGAUUCUAAAUUAAUGCCUACUCAUUCUUUGCGCCUGGCUUUCUGUUAGAUGCAACCUUGACGCCGGCAUUGUAAGAAUAUAUGUUGAAAAGAUGAGGGCAUUGCGUCAUGCAUGCUUUACGGGCUUUAUCUCUUGCUGGUUAGUUCAAAGUCAUUAACUAAUAUAUGUUCACUGGAUGCUGACUCAUCUUAUUGAAAUCACUUUGGAGAAACAUGAAAAAGAAAAAAAGUUCCAUCUGCAAUGUCAAAUAUACUAAGAAUGACAAAUAAGGUCAAAAUUCAACCAGCCUUCCACUUUAAUUCAAAACUAUAACAUGAACCAAACUGGCACAAAAUUUAUCAACAAUUGUACGCUUUUUUCAGAAGCAUUUUGACUGCACGCUGAGAGUGAGCAUCAGAAGCAUAUUCAUUGAAUAGAAUGUAAAUGCAAGAAAGAAUCACUCACUUGAAGAUGUCCGCAAUAUCAUAUAUGCAAUGGCCUCUUGGCAGUGUAUAUGCCGGAAAUCACCAAGCUUCCUUCACUGGGCCAAUAUUCUGGUUAUGAAAAUGUUGGGCAUAUCAGCAUCCAACAAUAUGUUGCCAAUCCUAC